This is a messenger RNA of Ambispora gerdemannii, 199 nucleotides long. NCBI's taxonomy places the organism in Eukaryota, Fungi, Glomeromycota, Glomeromycetes, Archaeosporales, Ambisporaceae. The record is from the annotation of a GenBank genome assembly.
AUGAUACUGCUGAAGCAAGUAAAUAGCGCGGAUAUCUUCACAGUCGAACAAGAUUGUCUAUUACUGUUAAGAAUUUUACAUAUGCCGUCAACAAAUGUUGGCAAAUUAUUUGCCUGGAAUAAUGAUCCGCUUGAAGAUACUUGUAUGCGAGCUUGGAGAGCAAGAGAAUUGGAAACCAAGUUAAAAAGAUGUAUGCCAA